Messenger RNA from Tripterygium wilfordii, 1232 nucleotides. Its product is annotated as protein FIP2-like. Gene Ontology annotation, cellular component: nucleus. Gene Ontology annotation, molecular function: transcription cis-regulatory region binding. The record is from RefSeq and is a predicted model, not a curated record. The transcript has a single exon. Lineage: Eukaryota; Viridiplantae; Streptophyta; Magnoliopsida; Celastrales; Celastraceae. Bases 72 to 926 code for a protein of 284 amino acids.
AGAAGCAGCGCGCUCUUUCUAAACCAGGUCGGUUCUUCUCUAGUUGGGAUUUGUUUCCUGUUUUGGAUUCUAUGGAGAUUGGAGUCGUUGGAUCUGUUCAGGAUAAUAAGCAUGUUGAUAAAGCUGUUAAAUCUGGAAAAAUUGGUUGGAAUCCUAAUGUUGAAAUUGGGAGCAUGGUGAAGAGUAAUCGGGUGGUUAAGCCCACUCUUGCCUUUGAUUGCAGCUAUGGAAGUGGGUUUAGUGUGAAAUCACGAGAUAAUGGGCUUCCUCGGUCUCCUGGGUUUGCUUAUAGUGCUAGAGCUUGUCCCGACUUUGAUGAUAGUGAUGAUGAUUAUGAUGAUGAUGGUAUGUGUGCGUUCCCUGUAAAAUCCUUGGGUGAUAGGAACGUGAUGCCUCUAAUGUCUAGAUCAGUGCAUUAUGGGAAAAUGGACAGUGAUAGGAAUCGUAACCCUGACAUCCAUUGUGACUAUGAUAUUAGGAGUGAUGUCGACGAAGGAUGUGGGUUUGGGAAGAUAAUUUCUGGGGAUUGGAAAUCAGGGCCUUCAGGGUUGAGGUCGAAUAGCUAUUACAAGAAAGAUGGGAAUACUAGUUCUCAUAUGGAUUAUGGUGUUUUGAAUGGCGUCAGUUAUUCUAAGAGAUCAGGGUUUGUGAAGAAGAGUAAUGGUGGAGUCAAGAGAGGACGAGGUGGUGCUGUCAGUGAGGUAGUUUCAUCAAUUAAGCGAUUGGGAGAAGUGUUUUUGAAGAUGGAGAAGAUGAAGAUGGAAACAAUGAGGGAGAUUGAGAAGAUGCGAAUGGAGAUGGAGAUGAAGCAUAAUCAGAUGAUAAUCGAUUCGCAGCAACAAGUUGUCAAUGCAUUUGCAGAAGCAUUCUUGGAAAAGACACAGAAGAAGAAAAUGAAGACAAUGUCAACAAAUGGGGAUUUGUGAUUGCUAUAAGUCUAAAGUGAAGACAAUGUCAAACACGAGUAGCAGUUUCAAUUUUUUUUUGUUCUAGGAGUUUUAUAUAUAGUUUAGUUUGUCUAUAUCUAUAACUUGAAACUUGAAAGUGGAAAGUUUUUGGUCUCCAUGAGCAUAUGGAGCAUUGAGUUUUUAAUGCUGUGCCAGUUAUUUUGUGUGAGUUAAUGAAGUACUGUACUUCCUUUGAUCUUUCUGACCUGGACCUGGACUCACAAGAGAGCGUCAAAUUCUGUGACUUUUGUUUCAAAAUAUUAACUUAGCUUAUUUUCUUUGAAA